Molecule: messenger RNA, 2134 nt
Organism: Cyprinodon tularosa
Lineage: Eukaryota; Metazoa; Chordata; Actinopteri; Cyprinodontiformes; Cyprinodontidae
Gene: nono
Product: non-POU domain containing, octamer-binding
Exons: 1
Coding region: 118-1443 (441 amino acids)
Biological process (GO): regulation of DNA-templated transcription
Cellular component (GO): nucleus
Molecular function (GO): RNA binding
Source: RefSeq, a predicted model, not a curated record
CUUAGGUCACAAUAGCGUCGCCAUUUUUGCAGCUCUUUGUGCGCCUCCGUCUGCUAAAUUUCCCCCUGUUUUUAGCACGUUUUACGUCGACUUUUGAUUCACAUCUGUUGACAAAAUAUGCAAGGAUACAGAGGCCACCAACAGAACCAUGGACCCAACCGUUCGGGGAACCAACAAAAGGGCGAAGGGCCUAACAGCAACGGGCAGCAGCCGGAGCAAAGGGACAAGACAAACCCCAACGCGGCCUUAACGCUGGACAUGCAGAGCUUCAGGAAGCCUGGAGAGAAAACCUUCACCCAGAGGAGCAGGCUGUUCGUGGGAAACCUGCCCACCGGAAUCACCGAGGAUGACCUGGCUCAGCUGUUUUCUAAGUACGGCAGCGCCAGUGAGAUCUUCGUGAACAAGGAGAGAGGUUUCGGCUUCAUCCGACUGGAGAACAGGAUCAUCGCGGAGAUCGCCAGAGCGGAGCUGGAUGAUUUCUCAUUCAGAGGCAGACCUAUCCGGGUGAGGUUCGCCACACACGGCGCCUCUUUGUCCGUGAAAAAUCUGCCCGAAUUUGUGUCCAACGAGCUCCUGGAGGAGGCCUUUUCCGUCUUCGGCCAGAUAGAGAGAGCUGUAGUGAUUGUGGAUGACCGAGGGAGGCCCACAGGGAAAGGCAUCGUUGAGUUCACCGGGAAGCCAGCAGCCAGAAAAGCUUUGGAUAAAUGCAAUGAUAGCGCCUACCUCCUCACAGCUUUCCCCCGGCCAAUCACCGUGGAGCCCAUGGAGCAGUUCGACGAGGACGAGGGGCUGCCGGAGAAGCUGGUCAACAAGAACCAGCAGUAUCACAAGGAGCGAGAGCAGCCUCCCCGGUUCGCCCAGCCUGGAUCGUUUGAAUACGAAUACGCCAUGCGCUGGAAGGCCCUGAUGGAGAUGGAGAAACAGCAGUACGACAUGGUGGACCGCAACAUGAAGGAGGCGCAGGAGAAGCUGGAGUCCGAGAUGGAGGCAGCCAGACACGAGCACCAGGUGAUGCUGAUGAGGCAGGACCUGCUGAGGAGACAAGAGGAGCUGCGCAGGAUGGAGGAGCUCCACAACCAGGAGGUGCAGAAGAGGAAGCAGGCUGAGCUGCGACAGGAGGAGGAGCGCCGGAGGAGAGAGGAGGAGAUGAGGCUGCGCAACGAGGAGCUGAUGAAGAGGCAGCAGGAGGGCUUCAGAGGAGGCUUCUCUGACAACAGGGAGCAGGAGAUGAGGAUGCACAUGGGAGGUCACGGCAUGCCCAUGAACAGAAAUUCCCUGGGUGGGAGUUCAGGAGCUGCAGGUGCUGCUGGCAUGGCUGCUGAGAGUUCUCCUUUGAUGGCUGGGCCAGGGGGCAGCAGCCUGCCUGUGGGGGGCCAGGGUGGCUUCCCUAGAGGGAUGCCUGUGCCUGGGCCUGGAGACUAUAACAAGCAGCGCAGAUUUUGAAUUGCAUGUCUGUAUUUUGUUUCCACAUUUUCAGCUCACUGUAUGUUAAGGUUUAAGGCAAUGGAUAUGACCCUUAAACUUUUAAAACCCUUUGUUUAUUUGUACUUUUGGUAUUUUUGAGUACUAAUGCGUCGUUCCAAAUGAGCCAUGUAUUUUACUUCUUUUUUGUUAGGAAUAGAUAAUUUGGAUUUGUUUGAGUCUAUGUUACAUUUUCUGUAAUAAAUUCAUCAUUCCCUUGAAAAAAAAAUGAAGUGUAUCAGUUCAGGAUAGAGGUUAGCACCGGUCAGGCUGCGGAUACGCUUGGUGAUGUCUGCUGACAAAAUCAAACAUACGAGGAAGAAAACUGUACUGCACAUUUUUGGAUGCCGCGUAGUUUUAAAUCCAACAGAAACUGAAUUAUCAUUGUUAAGCGCAUCAUUCACAUUUAAUGCAUUAAAACAAAUGUCCCUGUAGUUUAUUUGAUUUGUUAUUAAAUGCAAAAAAUGUGUCUAAAAGCUGCAGGUUUAAAAGUGUGAAUUCUUGAUGCAUCAAAUAUCAAUUUGUUUCUUAUCUUUGACAAGCGUAAGUAGUGAAUAUUAGGUAAUUGUGGAUGAUUGGGGAUUUUCUACAUAAAAUAUCUCAUGGGCCAGUCUGGGAGUCUGGUGAUUUAACUUUUAAUAAUGGUAUUAAAAAAUAAAAGAAAUGCAAAUUG